CACACACACACACACACACACAGUUCACAGUUCACAGUUCUUCCACAUCUCUGCUAGCUGGGGCCUGAACUCCUCUGCAGACAUGGAUUACAUGGGUGCUCAUCUUGCCUUUAAAUCACGCUGGAAAGAGACAGACGUCGAUCUCUGUCGGCACAGCAUGUCUUUCGUUCUGCACAAUUGCAUUAGGAACGAUUUCUUUGUGAGCUAUCUGUUCCUGCUGGAGAAAAUCCCUCUGGUUAAACUCUAUGCCUUGACCAGUGAAGUCAUCGAUGGGGAAAAACAGUUUUACGCCCGAGCACAAAAUUUCUACCAAGACGUGCCUGCCACAGAAGAGGGGAUGAUGGGCGAUUUCCUUGAACUGUCAGAAGUUGACAUUGAAGGCUCCAGAGAAUUCUUAAAAAAGUUUGUUGGGGGUCCAGGGAAGGCUGGCACGACAUGCGCUCUAGACUGCGGCAGUGGGAUUGGCAGGGUCAGUAAGAACGUCCUCCUGCCCGUGUUUGAGACAGUGGAAAUGGCUGACAUGAUGGAGAACUUUCUCAUCCAUGCUCACGAGCAUUACCUAGGCGACGAUGCAGACCGCGUCGAGACCUACUACUGCUACUCCCUGCAGGACCUGACCCCUCCCGUUGAGAAGUAUGAUGUCAUCUGGAUACAAUGGGUCGCAUGUCACCUCACUGACAAAGAUUUGUUCUCAUUUCUGAUGAGAUGCAAAGCCAGCCUUAAACUGAACGGAGUUAUAAUUGUGAAGGAUAACAUGGCCAGAGAGGGCUGCAGGUUGGACCCAGAUGACAGCAGUUUGAUCAGACACAUUGACAUAGUCAAGAGCAUUAUCUGGAAAACUGAUCUGGAGAUCAUCUGCAUACAGAAGCAGGAGGGCAUACCCGAAUCACUCGUUCCUGUAUGGAUGAUUGCCUUGAAGUAGACUACUUAGGAUUGCGGUGUUUGUUGUAGAAAGAAAGACCAAAAGUUAGUACGCGCCAUCUUAUUAACACCUUAUAGAGGAUCUCAAUUCUACAUGAUUGAACAUUAUUAAUCCCUUGACUUCAUACUUCAACUUCAACAGGGCAAAAAACUGUGCAUAUGAAAGGAAAAAUACAGUAUCAUUAUAAACAAUCAGAGUAGAAUUAACUAAAGCCAUUCUCAGUGUACUACAUUUGGCUAAUAGCGUUAUAUUACUGUAAAUCUGGUGAUCAGACACUUGGUUAAAGAUAAUUUGCAAAUCAAUCACGCACGGAGCUCACAGAAUUGUAGGCAGUGGUGCCCACAGAAAUUGUCAGGCCUGGGACAAGGUUUUGAGACAGGCCCCUCCAUCCCCUGAAAUGAGAGCAUUUUGAUGUCAUUGCUGUCAUGUACACGCUCAUGCACAACAACCACACAUUCUUGGAAUGCAAGGGGUAAUUAACAGUAAUAGCUUUUCGUGUGGUGGGAAUGCCGGUAUACAUUUUUCCUAUUUGGUAUACAAGUCUGUUUGAUUAAUUAGUUUUGUAUGCAGGAAACCUUUGCAAACUGAGUAGAACACCUUUUUACUGGCAAUCAUUGUAUAAUCCUUUACAAUAAAUAUUUAAUCCAAGAACAAAAACCGCAUUUAAAAUUUAAUCUAUAGCGUGUGGUUGAAAACAGUCAAUUAUUUUAGACUGGCGUACAUUUAUUUUUUGUGUGAUAUCUACCUACAUUUGCCACCAAAAUGCAUUGUUCCUUAAAUAGUUGUUCCACAGUUUUGGUCUCUAUAUUUAUACCUAUCUGUUUUUAUAAUAUAUAUUUUGAAUAGAUUAGAAAAGGUGAUGUGCUCUGUGCCAAAACUUAGCAAAUAUUUGAAUGUAAGUCAAUUUAUUAAAAUAAUACAUACAUUGUGUUUUCUAGUCAUGAAGUAUUGGUUCAGGCUUUGGAAAACCACAAUGUUCAAUUUCUAAGUCACUAUAAUUUGCAGGAUGUUGAAAUGAUUGUCUAUUAAAAAAAGAAAAAAAACUUCCAGUUUAGUCUAUAUAGAUACCUUUUAAAAAUCUUUUAACCAUGUUUAUUAAUAUUUAUUUCUUAUUAUCCAGAUAUGCAUUCCUUUGUUAUUAAUCAUGUCAUUUGUUGUAACUAAGGUCUUUUGGCCCCUGAAUUUUUUACCAAGAAAUUACAACAUCUAAUUGAUCAAAGCGUUUCUGUAAAAAAGCAGUAAAAAUGCUUUCUACCUGUCUCGGUAUGCUUAACUGUUUAUUUAUCUGAAUUGCACUUACAAAAUUAUGUUUAUAAACUUUAUAAACUAUUAAUGCUAUUUUGUUUUUGAUUAGAUUUUGUGCCAAUUAACCAGAAUUGCUACUUGUCAUCCUUUCAUAAGUUUUGAUCAAGCUGUUAUUAAUUAAACAUGAAACAAUCUUGUAAAUUGCAUACCCACAGAGGUACAGAAUAUUGUCAUUUCAUAAACUUGAGAUUGGUACUUGAGAUUACAGGGCAUAAAUAGUGAUAUCUGUUAGCCUGUCUUCAUUUUUUCCCCACUUAUUAUCAUGUCACAAAUUUGAAUAAUUGUCACAGUUCAAGAUUUGAUGAGAGUGGGACUUGAUUUGUGACAUUUAAAUUGAAUGCUGUAAUCUUCAGGAUUUAUGAAUGCAAUGUGUUGCAUCUCAAAGACUGAAACUCGAAAUAUAAAAUUAAUAAUUAACUGAACAGAACAGAAUGUCUACUUAUGUUACAUUGAAUCAAUAUCACCUACUUUUAGAGGGUGAAAUACAAAAGAAAACUGUAACGACAAAACAAGUAUUUUAUCAGAUAAUAUAUAGUGUGUGCUAUUUCAGUGGAAUACAGUCCUCAGUAAGAACAAACGCCAGUGGCAAAAUAAAGGCUGCAGCAAAAUUUCUACACCCCAGAACAGACAUGAUUGGCAUUUCCUUGUUUUUUCAAUAUCUAUAAAGAAGUUUUAAAUACACCCUGACACAUGGUGGGGAGUUGAUUACAAGGCAGUAAUCCCCCCAAGUUUGUUCUGGCUUGCAUAUUAACAAGUGGUAAAGUCAUGAAUAUACCAGCCCAAAACCAUUGCUAUUACAAAUCAACACAUCUUUUAAAAAAAAAAAAAAACUUCCAUGGAAAAUAUCUGUUGAAUUUAGCCAGGCGAAGCGGUUUAAACUGAUUCUUUCAAAAUGUUAUUGUUUUCCUGCUCCUCUGCUGUUUGUAGAGCAUUCUAAUCAGACAAUUGUCAGACAAUUUAAAUUUGACUCUGGAUUAUAUUCUCAUGAAUGGAAACAGUUACAUGUAUUUAAAAAAAAUCAAAAUUAUUGCGACUAGUACAGAUUAAGGGCAUGGAAAGAAAGAGGGUAAUAAAAGACCACACAAUGAGUAGAAUAUAUUAAUCUGUAAUCUGGGAUCAAUGGCAAAGAAACUGUCUUGAUUAGAUGAUAGAAACCUACCAGAAGGACACCCAGGCUCACCAUCCACACGUCAAGAUCUGUACUGUAAUCGUACAGAACGAAAAGUUAACCCAAGCCAUGUGGCCGCAUGUAAAAAAUUGUUCUUUGUUCCUGCAUUCUCUUUGCAAAUCUUUAACAAACUCACUUUGGGGGGAUACUGGUGCACUCCCCCCUUUUGGUCAUUUUUAUAACGAACACGUGACAAAAGCCCACCUUGCUCAGGCUUGCUCAGAGACAGUCCCAAAGGUAAAACAUGCUACUGAAUUUAUCAAACAUGCACAAACUAAAAACACAUUGGAUAAUAGCCAUAGAUUUAUAUGCAAAAUAAGACAGUAUUCCUUUAAAAUUGCAAUGCAUUUUACACAGUGAUUAUCAUCAGCAGUAGGUGGUUAAUAACAGGAGGCCAGACAGACAUUUUACCAGCUCAAAAUGUGUUAAAAAUGGAAAGAUUCAUGUAGUAAGUGGAAUCAUAAGCCUAUAGUAAAUGUUACAGUCUGUAAAUACCUCAAACUGUACAGUUUGCUGAUGAUGGUUUAUUCCAUGACCACAGAAUAUCAGAUUCCUCCAUUAGAGAUGUUUUUAUUAUCUGGACUUUAUUAAAAUGGGAUUGUCCUAAUUGUUUUCUAACUGUUAUAUUUGAUGCCAUCUGCUUUCUGUUAGUGUCUAAUCUGAUGUACUGGUGGAGUCUACAAAGGGAAUGAAGUCAUUUUACACUACAGAUAACAGGAAAUGGUUUUGGAAAAUAUAGACUUGAAAAUUACAUAAAUUAAUAAAG
Polyodon spathula (Mississippi paddlefish) is the source of this 4161-nucleotide messenger RNA. RefSeq names its product methyltransferase like 11B (gene ntmt2). NCBI's taxonomy places the organism in Eukaryota, Metazoa, Chordata, Actinopteri, Acipenseriformes, Polyodontidae. The record is from RefSeq and is a predicted model, not a curated record. The coding region runs from base 83 to 922 and encodes 279 amino acids. Gene Ontology annotation, cellular component: cytoplasm. The transcript has 4 exons. Gene Ontology annotation, molecular function: N-terminal protein N-methyltransferase activity. Gene Ontology annotation, biological process: N-terminal protein amino acid methylation.